Molecule: messenger RNA, 981 nt
Organism: Closterium sp. Naga37s-1
Lineage: Eukaryota; Viridiplantae; Streptophyta; Zygnematophyceae; Desmidiales; Closteriaceae
Source: the annotation of a GenBank genome assembly
AUGGGAGAACGGCUCAAAGAGGCGAACGCCAUCAACAAGUCCCUCUCCCACCUCGGGUGUGUCCCUCUCUCCCACCUCGGACUGGUGAUGCUGAAGCUAGAGGAGGCGGCGGGGAAGAAGAGGCCUCCUGGCCAUGAUUCCCUGGGCGGAAAUUCAAAAACCACCAUGAUCGCAUGCAUCUCCCUGGCUGCAGGGUCGCACGACGAGUCGCUCAGCACCCUCAGAUUUGUACAAAGGGCAAAGCUGGUGUGGAACAAUGCGGUUGUGAAUGAGGCUGCAAAGGGCCAGCAGGAAGACCAGCAGGAGAAGAUUGACAGGCUCCAGACUGAGCUUCACCGCAUGCGUGAGCUCUGCACCCGUGGAGCCCAUCUGCUUCUGGGAGAGGGGUUGGCGACAGUGGAGGAGGGGGGAGGGGAGGAGGAGCAGCAAGAGGGCAGUGGGUUGGAUGCUGUGGAGAAGGGUGAAAAAAUCUGCAGCAGGCAAGAAGGAUUCAACGAGUUUUUGCGGCCUUUCUUGCCCUCCCUGCCCUCCCUCCCCUUACCUUCCGUCCCUGCCCUCCCUCCCCUCCCUUCCCUCCCUCCCCUUACCUUCCCUCCCUGCCCUCCCUCCCCUACCUUCCCUCCCUUCCAUCCCUCCCCUCCGUCCCCCUUUCCUCCCCCCUUUUACCUUCCCUCCCUUCUCUCCCUCCCCUCCCUUACCUCCCUGCCCUUCCCUUUCCUCCUUGCCCACCAGGAAACCAGCAUGAACAGGAAUCUUGAGGCGGCGUUUUCCUGUGCCAACGGGCUUGACACUCCCCUUUCCACAAGGGGCAAGGCUGCAGCAAGGAGGGGGGAAGCAGGAGGAGCUGAGGUGGCAGGCAAGGUAGCUGACGUGGUGGCAGCACGAGAGGAGAGAAUGAGGGAGGGAAAGGAGGUAAAGAGGGCGGUGGAGGAGAGGGAUGAGCUUGCAAGGAAGGUGGAGGAAUUGGAGGAGAGGGUUUGA